Messenger RNA from Microthlaspi erraticum, 675 nucleotides. Lineage: Eukaryota; Viridiplantae; Streptophyta; Magnoliopsida; Brassicales; Brassicaceae. The record is from the annotation of a GenBank genome assembly.
AUGCCACAGAACUUGAUGCUCAUCUCUAAACCUUUUGAAGACACCAGGUGUGACGCAGUUAUCCGAGCGUUGGAAUGCAGAGGCUUCAACAUCAUCUUCAGACCCUCUGAUCAGGUCGUAUCAGUAGAUCAGUCUACCGCUAGGAGCUUUGAGUCCCUUUGUAAAAGACUAGCAGCUGGAGCAGAAAGGCAUAUCAACCACAGCCUAACGUCAACAGGUCGGAGUCUCACACAGCAGAGCUUGAAACUUGCAUCGGAACCGGUGGUCGUUUUCUGGCUGGUCAAGAAUCUCCCAUCCAAUCCUUGGAAGAUGUGGUCUGAUUUCGAAGCAGCUCUGGAGAAGAAGGGUUAUGGUGGGGUUGAGCCUACAAUAACGGUAUUCAUUGGUAAGAGUAAGUUUUCUGAUGAAAUGAGAAAGGUAUAUAUGAAUACCGGAGUGAUUGUCAAACCCGUAUCUGAAGAGGAUCAAUUUGUGAAAGUUACAAGUAUGUUUCUGGAUAUGAUUUCUUGGGCAAAGUCGCUAAUGCAGCCAGCAAAUUUCGUAGUGAUCUCAGAACCCUUCGAAGACUUCAUUUGUGACUGUGUGGUUGAAGGUUUGAAACACAGAGGCUUCAAUGUUCUCUUCGAACAGCCUGAGUAUCUGCUCACGUUUGGACGCUCACGAUGGUCUGCAUAA